AUGUGGCCAGAACAGGCAGAUGUAUCUACAUGCUACCCACCUGAAACACCUGAAGAAGUUUUAACUACAGUUGUCAGUGAAGAAGCUACUUGUCCCAUAGAGAUCCGUAGGUUCGCUUCCCUUCCUAAACUUAUAAAUGUCACUAAGCUAGUAAUUAAGUUCACUAGGCUCCUUAAACGUACCAUUGGGAAUCGUAAAACUAAGAACUCGGGACCCGUAAACUCUGAAAAUGUCGAAGUACAGAACUCAGAAGCAUUACGAAUUCUUAUUGGCUUCACACAGAGUCAGCGUUCAAGACACAAUUUGCAAGGUGAGAGAAGAAUACUGGAUACCAAGACUGAGACAGUGUGUCAAGAAGAUGAAAACGAAGUGUCACUAUGUAACCGUCUGGAAGGACCUGCAUUGCGCAGGCCUCCUCCGCCACCUCUACCGGCUUGCAGAGUGAACAGUCUCCGGCCAUUUGAGGUGACCGGAGUAGAUUUGACUGGACAAAUUCUUAUCUGUAAUCCAGCCACUAAAGAACUAGACAAGGUUUACAUAGUCGUAUUCACUUGUACCUCAACACGAGCUUGUCACCUGGAAGUGGUAAAAGACUUAACCAGCACUACUUUUCUCAAUUCCUUCAGGCGAUUCACUGCACGAAGAUCUUGCCCUCGUCGAAUGAUUUCUGACAACGCCACUAACUUCAAAACUGGUUCUUCCUUGAUUCAGUCCUUGUAUGAUGACACUGACGUACAGUCCACACUGACUAGGGAAAAUUGUAAAUGGACAUUCAUCACACCUAGGGCACCCCAUCAAGGAGGCUUCUAUGAGAGGAUGGUUGGCAGUGUGAAAUCAGCACUAAAGAAAGCUAUAUUCAAGAAGAGGAUUAAUUCUGACGAACUGAAUACCAUUGUCACUGAGAUAGAGCGUCGUAUUAACAAUAGACCUCUUACAUAUGUGGAUGCUACAUCUCCAGAUACCGUCGAUGCCCUUACCCCUUCUCACCUGUUAACAGUGGAGAAGGAAUACUUGCAGUCCCUGAGAGAUAGACACUAUUUCAACGGGGAUCCAACCCAACCGUUCCAAACCAAGAUUAAAGUAGGAGAUGUGGUGUUAUUGCAUAAUGAAACCCCUCGUUGCAUGUGGAAAUUGGCAAGGGUCAUUCAGCUGAUGCCCAGCUCUGAUGGGACUGGUCAGAGUUGUGAAAAGCUACAGACCAGCAAUGGAGAGACAACUAGGUCAGUUGACAAACUUUACCCGCUGGAGGUCUCUAAGCCAGAGGAUAUGUAUACUGUAGAAGCUGCGGAGAAAAAUUUAGGAGACAGUCAAAAUGCUGAAGGCUAUCAAGCAGAAGAGAGACCGAAGAGAAGAGCCGCCACCAACUCGAGGCGAUUCUUACAGCAGUUGAUUAAUGAUGAAGCUGUUUAA
Messenger RNA from Macrobrachium nipponense, 1410 nucleotides. RefSeq lists its product as uncharacterized. The transcript is spliced from 3 exons. The record is from RefSeq and is a predicted model, not a curated record. The coding region runs from base 1 to 1410 and encodes 469 amino acids. Gene Ontology annotation, biological process: DNA integration. Lineage: Eukaryota; Metazoa; Arthropoda; Malacostraca; Decapoda; Palaemonidae. Gene Ontology annotation, molecular function: nucleic acid binding.